Messenger RNA from Culicoides brevitarsis, 3985 nucleotides. RefSeq names its product rap1 GTPase-activating protein 1 (gene RapGAP1). The transcript is spliced from 5 exons. Gene Ontology annotation, cellular component: cytoplasm. The record is from RefSeq and is a predicted model, not a curated record. The coding region runs from base 680 to 2971 and encodes 763 amino acids. Gene Ontology annotation, molecular function: GTPase activator activity. NCBI's taxonomy places the organism in Eukaryota, Metazoa, Arthropoda, Insecta, Diptera, Ceratopogonidae. Gene Ontology annotation, biological process: regulation of small GTPase mediated signal transduction; activation of GTPase activity.
UUGUAAGAAUUAAAAUUCUGUGUAAUUUUUUUUCAUCAAUUGAAUUUUUAAAAAAUCUUGAAAAAAAAAAUUAAUUAAAAAUUUAAACGGUGAGAAUUUUUUUUUCUGCAAAAAAAAAAGAUAAUAAAAAAAAAUUGCUUUUAAAAAUUUAAAUAAAAAAAAAAUAAGAAAGAAAAGGAAAGCAGAAAAAAAGAGUGUCAAACAAAGUAAAGAAGCAAAAGAAGAGAAAUUCGGUCCAUUUUGGUCAAAAGCGUUAAAUGAAAGAAAAUAAAAAAAAGUGUGUGAAUUAUUCAAAUUUAAUGAAGAAAGUGAAAUUGCUCCUAAUUAGGCGAAGUAAUUGAGUAAAAAAUUUGCGUAGGAGGAGUUCCUGAACGAUUUCGCUUCGAAAAAAAAUAAUAAAAAAAUUAAUUGAUGUUUAAACAAAAAAAAAAACAAACAACAAAAAAGUUGUAAUUAAGUAGAAAGUGAAAUGCGCUAUUUUUUGGUCUAAGACAAUUUAAUUUACUACAAAAAAAAAUUCGUCGAACCAAAAAAUGCACGCACGCAUUAUUAUUAAUAAUAAUAAAGAUUAUUGACUUUUUGAGCGAAAUUACCUUUUUGUGUUGAAAAAACGAUAAUUUUUUAAACCGUGGCCUUUUACAACGAAGGAAGUGAUCGCCGUUGGGUACGGCAAGCCGUCAUGGGUGUUUUACGUUGGAAGGAUUUGCCGGGAACUGGCAAUAAUAGCUCCUCACGCCAUUCCCUCGGAAAUAAUCGGUCAAUUUUUGAGAGUUCCCGCGAAGAACGAGUGCCCAACUUACACAGCGACAGUUUAUCCCUGACACAUCAAUCGUCGCUGCCUCGUUCCCAACGACACUCCGCAAACAGUUCAACCUCCGUAUCGACGCCAGCCUCUCCGCAACUCAAUUCCUCCCAUUUGUCCAAUGGGCAUCAAUAUCACUCCCAAUCCAGCGUGAGUUCGCAAUCGUCCUCAAUUGUCUCGACAAUUCCCGCAUCGCAGCGUCUCCUCGAAGAGGCUCUCGCCAAACCAGGUCCAUAUCCCAUGAUUGUUCUGCCCGCUAACGGAGGUUAUUGGCUCGACGGCACCGAUCACGAAUGCGCUUUUGACGCUCGUGGCAAUCCCGUGUUGCCCAAUUCUGCGUGGCGCGCCAAAUUCGAGACAGAUGACACGGCGAAAUGCUACCGGAGGUUCUUUGUGGGACGAGAACACUCGAAUCUCGUGGGGCACGAUGAUCAAUUGGGACCCGUUUUGUUGUCGAUCAAGUCGGAAAAUGUCGCAAAUCAGGAGCAUAUAAGGAUUUUGUUGCGUUUGAGGACGGGAACGAUGCACGAAAUUAUUCCGGCGUCGUGUUUGGGCGCCAAUCCGAGUCCCAUCAAGAUGGCGCAACUGUUGAACGAGCAAAUUAGCGUCGAUAACUUCAUGCCAGUGCUUUGUCCGAAGGCAUCGAAUGCGAUUGCCAACUACGACGAGCAUGUGCUUGUCUCAAAUUUCAAAUUUGGCGUUUUAUACCAAAGAUUCGGACAAACGACGGAAGAGGAGUUGUUCGGAAAUAAUUGUACGUCGCCCGCUUUCGAGGAAUUUUUGGAUGUAAUUGGGCAGCGGAUUCGUCUGAAAGAUCACAAAGGGUAUCGCGGCGGUUUGGAUAUCCAAAAUGGGCAUACGGGCGACACGGCGGUCUAUGAGGUCUUCAAAGAACGCGAAAUUAUGUUCCAUGUCUCGACUUUGCUCCCGUACACGGAUGCCGAUCCGCAACAAUUGCAACGGAAACGUCACAUUGGCAACGAUAUUGUCGCCAUCGUGUUCCAAGAGUCAAAUACGCCCUUUUCGCCCGACAUGAUUGCCAGUCAUUUCUUGCACGCAUUCAUCAUUAUCCAACCACUCGAGCCAAAUACUCCCAAUACGCGAUACAAGGUCUCCGUAACAGCGCGCGACGAUGUUCCCUUCUUCGGACCAACUUUGCCAAAUCCCGCAGUUUUUCGCAAAGGACCCGAACUCAAGGAAUUCCUCUUGACGAAACUAAUUAAUGCUGAAAAUGCGUGCUACAAAGCCGAGAAAUUCGCAAAACUCGAGUUACGAACACGAACGUCGCUCUUGCAGAACUUGGUUGAAGAGCUGAAAGAGAAAACUCGUGACUUUUUGGGAUCAGAUCUCUUACCGGGAGGAGCAACGUCGCCAACGCCUGAUACUCCGAAGAGCGAAAGCGGAAAUGCGGGCACACGAUUCAUUGAUACCGUGAAAAAAGCGUUGAUUUCUCGUGUAAGAUCGCAGAGUGUUGAUCAGGUAGAGAGCUCGAACAAGCAUUCGUUGACGGGAAAACGCUCCAAGGAACCAAGUAUCGCUGAAAUGAGCAGUAAUAAUGGCAUUCGUACACUUUCGAAGAACGGCACGUUGAGUAAACGAUCUCCCAAUGACUCGGCAGCAUCUUCGCCUGAUAUAACGUCGCGCGCAACGCUUAAUCGCAGUCUCAGCAGCAACAAUAACAACAACAACAACGCCUGCAAUCCGCAUGCGAACAACAAUAACAACGCGAACGGCAAUAAUGGAGUCGCAAUGUCGGAAACGAGCGACGAUUCAAGCUUAAAUAGUGUCGAUUUGGAUCCAAUGGAUGCAGGAGCAACUUACAUCGAUAGUGACACAGGACUUGAAUCAAUGUCAUCUGCGGAAGCAACAACCAAAGCUUGCUCCUUGUGUUUAGAUGGAGCGCCGAAUUUGAUGCCUGCAGGUCCCGAAGUUUUCCAACAAAUCGAUGGAUUGAGACAAGAAGUUACGAGACUCAAGUGUGACAAACUCGAUUUAUUGCGACAGAAUGUGACCUGUCAACGUGACAUCAAACGCCUCCGCGAACGAGAAUUAUCAUUACAGGGCGAUCUCGCAGCUGCUGGCAAGGAAAUUUUACGAUUACGAGACCUCUUGAAGGAAUAUGUCCCAUCACCGCAACCCAAUGGACCACAUUCCAUGUCGCAACUUUAAAUGCGAACGUCGAAAAAACCAGAAAUUGACCAAAAAAUAUCUUAUUUGACAACAAGAACGUAUAAUUAACCCUCAAAGUCGAUGUCUAUUAGAUGAAAUUUUGUGUAAUAAUACAUUAAAAAAAUAAUCAAGCAGAUGUCAAUUUAAUUUGGAAAGUGUCUAUAAAAAUUUAUAUUAUUGGUAUACAUCAAAUGUAGAUCCAUAAAUGUUUAAAUGUUAAAAAAAAAAUAUAUCUAAAAAAAAUCUGAAAAAAUAUUUUUGACCUGAUCGAGCUUGACAAACGACUUACGACUGACAACAUCAGCAUUAAUUAUGUAAAUAAAUCUUUAUUUAAUCACUUAUUAAAUAAAUAUAAUUAUAAGGCAAGGUACAUCCGUGCAAUAAACUUAAAAAAAUAUUAACAAAAAAUCCCUUAAAGGGAAUUUUUCUAUAAUUUCUUGUAAAAUAUUAUUUUUUGUAAUUUUUAAGAUUUUUUUUUUCACUCUCAAAGUUAAGUUUUUUUAAAUUUUUACACAAACAUCACAUUUUUCAUUUAAAAAAAAUAAUAAAAUAAAAUAAAAUAAUAAACCAACAAAAAAUACCAAAGCCAACAUUCCCUCGGUCGGCACAGAACGCACGAAGGUACCAAAAUUUUGAUCCACAGCAAACCAAAAAAUCUCUCAAAUCACAGUUGAGAGACGAAGCUACAGCUAUGUGUUGGUUACCAAAUAUAAAUCACAAUACAGCAACUACAAAAAUAUUAAAAAUAAAUAAAAAAAAUAAAUGUUUUGUAGUUCAAAUUAAAAAAAAAAAAUAAAAUUAUAAAUGUAGAUAAAAAUAAAAAUAAAUGCGUGCAAGACAGAAUAAUUAAAAAAUAAUAGAAAAAAGCUUGUUGAUGUAACAAAAGUAAUAAUAAUAAAUAAAAAAAUAUUUUUAAAAAUUAAUAAUAUAAAAAAAAAAAAAAUAAAUGGCACUACAUACCUUCUCCUGAUAUACAUUUUUUUGGAAAAAAUCUUUGUAAGCUAAAUCGCCUAA